AUGAGCGACAACGGUGAACGGGUCAUUAUACCUUAUCAAGAACAACUCUCGGACCCACUGGCCUUUGAUUUCGGUGUAUUCUUCAGUGACCUUCUGCAAGAAGAGAUCCAGGAAGAUGUUGAAGAGGCCGGGGGCAGAUGGAAAAGAAGGAGGAAGAUUUCGUUGAGGGGUAGCCGGAAAAGGAGCUGGACUAUAGCAUUGAGGUGCAGCAGAGGGAAGAGGAGAAGGAGCAGAAAGAUAAGGAGGGGCAGCGAGAAGCUAGAGAAGCAGGGAUACAAUAUUGAAGAGGGGCAGUGGGAAGAAGUGGGAAGCAUUGAAGAUCUGCAGAAGGAAGAGGUUGAGGAAGAGAAGCGGGAACAGGAGCAGGGAGAUGCUGAUGAACAAAAGAAAGAGAAGGUAGACUCGGAAUAUCAGCAGCAACUUAAGGUGGAUGUUUCUGUGGAGAAGAUGGAUGUCCAGGUGAACGUUGAGGAGCAGAAGGAAGAGUUGGAAGAAUUGGAGAAGGAAGAGGAGCAGAUGGAGGACGAUGAUGAAGAUGCAGGGCAGAAUGUAGAAGAGGAGUACCACCAGCAGGAGGAGGUAGAAGGGGAGUACCACCAGCAGGAGGAGGUAGAAGGGGAGUACCACCAGCAGGAGGAGGUAGGUAGAAGGGGAGUAUACCACCAGCAGGAGGAGGUAGAAGGGGAGUACCACCAGCAGGAGGUGGUAGAAGAGGAGAACCACCAGCAGGAGGAGGUAGCUAGAAGAGGAGUACCACUAGCAGGAGGAGGUAGAAAGGGACUACCACCAGCAGGAGGAGGUAGAAGGGGAGUACCACCAGCAGGAGGAGGUAGAAGAGGAGGACCACCAGAGGAGAUAGAAGAGGAGUACCACCAGCAGGAGGAGGUAGAAGGGGAGUACCACCAAAAGGAGGUGGUAGAAGAGGAGUACCACCAGCAGGAGGAGGUAGACGGGGAGUACCACCAGCAAGAGGAGGUAGAAGGAGAGUACCACCAGCAGCAGGAGGUAGAAGGAGAGUACCACCAGCAGGAGGAGGUAGAAGGGGAGUACCACCAGCAGGAGGAGGAGUACCACCAGCAGGAGGAGGUAGAAGGGGAGUACCACCAGCAGGAGGAGGUAGAAGAGGAGUACCACCAGCAGGAGGAGGUAGAAGAGGAGUACCACCAACAGGAGGAGGUAGAAGAGGAGGACCACCAGCAGGAUCGAGGAGGUAGAAGGGAAGUACCACCAACAGGAGGAGAUAGAAGAGGAGUACCACCAGCAGGAGGAGGUAGAAGGGGAGUACCACCAAAAGGAGGUGGUAGAAGAGGAGUACCACCAGCAGGAGGAGGUAGACGGGGAGUACCACCAGCAAGAGGAGGUAGAAGGAGAGUACCACCAGCAGCAGGAGGUAGAAGGAGAGUACCACCAGCAGGAGGAGGUAGAAGGGGAGAGUACCACCAACAGGAGGAGGUAGAAGAGGAGUACCACCAACAGGAGGAGGUAGAAGAGGAGUACCACCAGCAGGAGGAGGUAGAAGGGGAGUACCACCAGCAGGAGGAGGUAGAAGAGGAGUACCACCAGCAGGAGGAGGUAGAAGAGGAGGUAGAAGAGGAGGUAGAAGAGGAGUACCACCAGCAGGGGGAGGUAGAAGGGGAGUACCACCAGCAGCAGGAGGUAGAAGGAGAGUACCACCAGCAGGAGGAGGUAGAAGGGGAGUACCACCAGCAGCAGGAGGUAGAAGUGGAGUACCACCAGCAGGGGGAGGUAGAAGGGGAGUACCACCAGCAGCAGGAGGUAGAAGGAGAGUACCACCAGCAGGAGGAGGUAGAAGGGGAGUACCACCAGCAGGAGGAGGUAGAAGAGGAGUACCACCAACAGGCCGUAGAAGAGGAGGUAGAAGAGGAGUACCACCAGCAGGGGGAAGUAGAAGGGGAGUACCACCAGCAGCAGGAGGUAGAAGGAGAGUACCACCAGCAGGAGGAGGUAGAAGGGGAGUACCACCAACAGGAGGAGGUAGAAGAGGAGUACCACCAACAGGAGGAGGUAGAAGAGGAGGAGUACCACCAGCAGGAGGAGGUAGAAGAGGAGGUAGAAGAGGAGUACCACCAGCAGGAGGAGGUAGAAGAGGAGUACCACCAGCAGGAGGAGGUAGAAGAGGAGUACCACCGACAGGAGGAGUUAGAAGAGGAGUACCACCAGCAGGAGGAGGUAGAAGAGGAGUACCACCAGCAGGAGGAGGAGGAGGUAGAAGAGGAGUACCACCAGCAGGAGGAGGUAGAAGAGGAGUACCACCAACAGGAGGAGGUAGAAGAUGAGUACCACCAACAGGAGGAGGUAGAAGGGGAGUAUACCACCAGCAGGAGGAGGUAG
Lytechinus pictus (painted urchin) is the source of this 2352-nucleotide messenger RNA. RefSeq names its product trichohyalin-like. Lineage: Eukaryota; Metazoa; Echinodermata; Echinoidea; Temnopleuroida; Toxopneustidae. The record is from RefSeq and is a predicted model, not a curated record. Bases 1 to 2352 code for a protein of 783 amino acids. The transcript is spliced from 9 exons.